Molecule: messenger RNA, 13078 nt
Organism: Oncorhynchus keta (chum salmon)
Lineage: Eukaryota; Metazoa; Chordata; Actinopteri; Salmoniformes; Salmonidae
Product: nck-associated protein 5-like
Exons: 15
Coding region: 459-5168 (1569 amino acids)
Biological process (GO): microtubule depolymerization; microtubule bundle formation
Cellular component (GO): microtubule plus-end
Source: RefSeq, a predicted model, not a curated record
AAAUGCGGAAAGACCUCGGUGCGGCUCUUAUUUCAAUCUGUCUCUGUUCGAGGAAAAUAAGGAAUGCAGCUUUUUUUAGACAAUACGGAGUAUCUCGAUGUUUAUUUUUAGACGUGCCGUAUUUAACGUUGGUGCUGUAUGACUGUCCGUUUAUCUCCCUAUGAAGCACCAUUUUUCUAGACUAGGAUUCUUACCCUCCAUCUUCCCUUAUCUCUGGUGAUUCAACGUGGUAUAAUGUGAUACAGGAACAUCAGUGGCGCCAGUGAGAUAAAGCAUGGGAUUGCCCCCCGGAGACAGGAACCACACUCCUAUUCCUGAGGUUGAGGUCCCUGGCCCCAGAGGGCCACAUGAUAGACAGCUGGAAGCGAGCUCUGAGGUAAAUUGUGGAGCGGGCCUGAAGGGCAUCAUAACUAAACUUGUCCUUUCUGCACAUUGUAGAUCCAGCCUGACAGGUAGUAAUGGAGUCUGAGGAGACAGAGCUGAGAGAUUGUGAUGAGGCCUUUGAGUCAGAAGAGGGCGAUGUGGAGCCAUACCUGGAGGAGCCGGCGAGCAGCAGGGAGCUCCUAGAGAGGCUCAGGGAGCUGGAGGGAAUUAUAUUGAUUGUGAUCAUCUUGUACUGCUCACUGAGGGAUCCACCAAGCCCUACUUUAAAGGCUGAUAAUUCAGUCCUGGCCCUUGCGAAUGAGAGCCAGAGAGAGGCGUAUGAAAGGUGUCUGGAUGAGGUUGCCAACCACGUGGUACAGGCCCUUCUGAGUCAAAAGGACCUGCGGGAGGAGUGUAUUAAGUUGAAGAUGCGUGUGUUUGAUCUGGAGAGACAGAACAGAACUCUGACUGAGCUCUUUGCCCAGAAACUACACCCCCAGGAUAGCUCUCUGCAACAGUUGCAGUUGGUGUCUGUCCCAGAGCACAGCACAGAGCCCCUGACCAUGGACAGUGACAAGCUGCUGGUGUCCCAGAGCCAAAGCGAACUCAAGAGCAAUGGGGACCACACACAGAACGGAACAGCCGGCUUGGCCCCGGCCCCUGCCACCUCCAUAGAGGCCCUGUCUCCGUUCUUCAAAAAGAAAGCACACAUCCUGGAAGUAUUGCGCAAGCUGGAGGAGUCGGACCCCCUCAAGUUCCACCCCUCCUCCUGCCUGUCCCCACACCACGACCUGGGUCAGGCGCUGGUUUCCAUGGAAAGAGACCAGAUGUCCCUGAUAUCCUCUGUGGGGUUACCCUCUUCUCAGCACCUGGUAGCACAUCCCUCGUCACACUGCCACUUCUCCAGCUCAGACUCGGACAACCAUGAUUAUACCAACAGAGAAGGGGCUCUCCAGGAGGACCAUGCCCUGCACAAACAGCACCAGCACAGGGACUGCCAGUCCUGCCAAAUGCUCUCCCAGAAGAGUAGCCUGGACAGCCUGCUGAAGUGUGCCCAGGUCCACGGCGCCGCACACCCGGGCAGAGUGGAGAGCCUCAACGGGCAGGCCUGGGCAGAGGACCAGGGGGCGUUGGCACAGAGCACAGGCCUUCCCCAGGCAGCAGCUCUCCCCCACCUCCUCUCUACUGGCAGCACAAGCCAGUGCUACAUGCACAAAACAGCAGUGAACUCUCUAGAGCAGCCUCCAGAACUUCUGGUUUCUUCUGAUCCAAUCUCCUCGCUAAUCCAAGCCAACCUCAACGGGAUGCUACGGAAGGAGACCAGGAACUUUCAAAGACACAAAGACAGGCAUCCGUUUGGCAAACCGCUGCCUCGGGCUGAAGUGCAACCCUCUCACAGUGAGGAUGUGAAGCACACGUCGCUGACCCAAAACAGGGACAGUCCGGAGGAGUGCUGCUACCUGGAAGAAGAGGCUGCAUCAGUGGCACACAAUGUGAACAACAGCCUGCACACCUCUACCUCACAUACAGACCCUGUUGCCACGGAGACGGACCCAGGGUAUCAAGAGGAGCAGGAAGUGAGCAAGCAGGUCUGCAACGGGCUCUACUUCUCCUCCAAUGAGACGUCUGUCUGCAAGAAGGUGGCGGUGGAGUUGUACUCUCCAGCCCCGGUUCCCGAGAGGACCAGCUCAGCUCAGGCCCUGCCUCCCUCUGGCAAGAGCAAGCUUGCACUCAGCCCCACCUUUUCCACAGGCCUAGGUGAAGUCAAGCCCUCCCCCAUUUCCUCCCCGUCCCGGCUGCUCAAGUUCCUGAAGAUCCCGACGGGGAUGAACCAGGCACAACCAGGCAACCCCCUCCGUUUAAGUCCCCAGCUCACCCGCAGCUCCAAGAUCCCCUGCAGGAACAACAACAACUAUGAGGUGUACCACUCACCUGUCCUGACCCGCAAAGCCACCACCACGGAGAGGGAGAAGCAGCUGUCCUCAUCCCCCUACUCUGCCCCCACCUCGCCACCCAAGCCAGAGGACAGUGCGGGCCCCCCUCCCACAGUCAAGGAGAUAGCUUUCAGCAGCCACUUUGCGCCCAAACCCAGCCACAGUACAAAGGCAGCCCCCUCCUCCUCUUCUCACACACAAAGGGGCUCUCAGAAGGUGGCUCACUACGAGAAAGUCUGCACGUCAGAUGGGACUCCCCAGUACCUCCCUUACACCCAACCUGAGGGGCUUGUAGACAAGCAGCAGCAGGAGGAGAACCUACUCAGCCACCCAUCUUCACAGCACCCUGACUCAUCCCCAGAACCAGAUGACCAGGACACUGACCACGACACUGACCAGGACACUGACCAGGGCACUGACCAGGGCACUGACUCAGAAAGCCCUGUCUGGCACAAACCCCACCAACACUUCAGCCUACCCUCCUCGUCCUCUGCCGCUGCUAGUAAAGCACACAGUAGUCGCCCAAGCUACUCCAGCAUGAGGGACAGGCACCAUGAGCACCGUGCAACUCUGGAGCCCAGUCAGCCAAUCUGUGAACCCCCCCAGCCAACCCAGUCUGCAGCCAGGCAAGGUGACCGGUCACCUGGGUUUUCCACCCCCAAGAGGCUGGUGCAGGGAAAACCCCAGAGUGAGUCCAGUCACCACCCAUUCAAAGAGCGCCUGGCUGCUCUGGGGAAACUGAAGAGCACAGAGAACCUGCCAGUAGGUGCACAGCCCAUGGACAAGAAGGAUGUACAAAGUAACGUGGGUAAACCCCCCACCAACAAUAUUGAGAAAAGCAAGACUGCUGAAAGGCAAGGCGAGAGAACUGGGACAGAGCAGCACAGACAUCAGAAAUACACUGAUUCCCUGGAAGGGAAGCAAUACCCCAAAACCAGCCUCUGCAGUCACCCCAGGGUGCCAGGUCCAAUACAUGAAUCAGGCGCCAAAUCAUCAGCUACCCCAUCAUCCAUACCCAAGGCAGAGCAGGAGUCAUCAUUCUCUCCCCGGAUAUAUGUAGCGAAAGCAGAUGGUCCAAAGAUCAAGAUGGGCACAUUAUCCUCCAAUACAGAGACCUCUUCGGUGGUUAGGAGCUAUGGGAAGUGCCCCAUCACCCGGAGCCACCACAGUAAAACUACCCCUAGCCCUCAAAACAGCCCCACUAAAGUUUCCUCAAAGUCCCCUUCAAAGGUCGGCCAGGCUUCCUCUUACCCCCGAGGGGUCAGGCCUGCUCACGAGGACCGCGCCCUGGCUCAGAGACACCUGCCCAGGCUGGAGGACAAAAGCAAACUCCUGGCCAGCAAGAAGAAGACCUUCAUCCACGCAGAGAGCUUCCCGCCUCCUCCUCCUCUGCCACCGCGGUCGUCUACUGAUGCCAUCAUGAAAAACGACAAGAAGCAGUACUCGUCCGGCCCACCAGUGCCCCAGUCGGCCAUCGAGCAGAAAGUAAUGCGUGGCAUCGAGGAGAACAUGCUUAAGCUGCAGGAGCAGGACCGGGGCCAGUUGGUUGAGCCCAAGCAAAAGGCUUCCAACGGCAUCGCCAGCUGGUUCGGCCUGAGGAAGAGCAAGCUCCCCGCCCUCAGCCGUAAACCAGAAGUGUCCAAGCUCAAGAACAACAUGUCAUCCUCUCCUUCGUCGUCCUCUGCCUCCGGCGGAGGGGCUAAGGACUUUAAGUCAGGUGGGCCCCGGAAGGUGGUGGAGAGCCUGAACAUCUCCAUGCUGAUGGAGAAGGCAGAGGACCUGCGGAAGGCAUUGGAGGAGGAGCGGGCAUAUGUGAACGGGGUCGGGAUGGACCGCUCCGGCAGGGGCCACUCCUGUGAGGUGGUGAUGGACCAGGCCCAGGGCCAACUGUCACUCAUGUACAGAGGAGUGACCGCAGACAACUUCAUGCAGCAGCUCCUCAACAGUCCCUCGACGUCUUGUUCUGGAAACAGGGUGGACGAGAGGGGAGCUAUACCUACCACCUUUGGAAUGGCACACAGACGCCUCUCCUUUGACUCGAAGAGGUCGCGGCCCAUCUUUGGUCACCAGAGGGAUGGGAUCAGCCACACAAAGAGCAGGGACGAGAUGGACCAGGCUUCUGAUAUGAUUGGCAAGGAUGAGGUCACAUCAGACGAGAGCUUGGCAGAGUCAAUUAGUUCCCAGCACAUUACAGGUUCUGGUGCAUCCAUGCGUACCCUCGACAGUGGCAUCGGCACGUUCCCCAUGCCAGACUAUGCCAGUAAUGCAGCAGGGAAGAGCAUCACUAAGGGGAAGUCACAGGGAGAGCAAGGGUUUUCAGGCUCCCAGGGGAAACAUGGGGCCAAGAUGAAAGUUUCGCGGAAAGCCCAUACGCUGGAGAGAGAGCUGUCAUCUCUGGAUGAAGUCAACCCAUCUAUCCUGUAUGGCUCAGGACUGGAGGGAAAAGGUCCCAACAUGCACCUGUCCAGCACCAUCCAUGAGGACAUUGAUGCCUACGGGGCUCAUAUGCAAAAUCCCCCAACCAAGGACUGGACCUUUCCCAACCUGAAAGGCUCUGCAGGAGUCAGUGAAGUUUACCUGGAUGUGCAGGGAGACCCGGGCAGCCAGAGGACACCCUCCAGAAGGAGUUUGAAACAGUGUGUCCCCCAGGGCCCCCUGGCUGCUGACCCAUGCAGCCUCCCCUUGCCACCCCAGACGGGGCUCAGCACACGGGGUAAGGGGAGGAUGCCCAGUGCCCCAGAGGUGGGGAAGGACGGAGGGCUGGAGCUGGUGAAGGAGAGACCAGAAGAUAUCAUGUCCCCAAGAGAGACGCCCGAAUCCCUCAGUGACUCCCUCUACGACAGCCUGUCCUCCUGUGGCAGCCAGGGUUGACAGGCCCAAGGGCCCAUGGACAGAGAGGGGAGCAGAGAGAGAGGCGGACCGACCGACACCCUUUAAACCCCUGCUAUGAGCCCCUGAGGCAUACUGAGUUGAAGUACCUCCUCCCUCUUCCACAUACACCUCUUUCUGCUGACCCUCUCUGUGUUACUGAGAUCUGGUUAAUACUGCUGGAAAACUCACCCUCAGGUUGACUGAUGUUCACAUACAUACUUUGAGGAACUAGGCUGAGAAUUGGACACCGUUGUCCUCCAAGCAACAAGCAUCAUACGACAGAUCAGCGCAACUCAAAUGUACACACAGACACAUAUACAGUUGAAGUCAGAAGUUUACAUACACCUUAGCCAAAUAUAUUUAAACUCCGUUUUUCACAAUUCCUGACAUUUAAUCCUAGUAACAAUUCCCUAUCUUAGGUCAGUUAGGAUCACCACUUUAUUUUAAGAAUGUGAAAUGUCAGAAUAAUAGUAGAGAGAAUGAUUUAUUACAGAUUUUGUUUCUUUCAUCACAUUUCCAGUGGGUCAGAAGUUUACAUACACCCAGUUAGUAUUUGGUAGCAUUGCCUUUAAAUUGUUUAACUUGGAUCAAACGUUUCUGGUAGCCUUCCACAAGCUUCCCACAAUAAAUGGGUUAAUUUUGGCCCAUUCCUCCUGACAGAGCUGGUGUAACUGAGUCAGGUUUGUAGGCUUCCUUGCUCACACACGCUUUUUCAGUUCUGCCCACAAAAUUUCUAUAGAAUUGAGGUCAGGGCUUUGUGAUGGCCACUCAAAUACCUUGACUUUGUUGUCCUUAAGACAUUUUGCCAUAGCUUUGGAAGUAUGCUUGGGGUCAUUGUCCAUUUGGAAGACCCAUUUGCGACCAAGCUUUAACUUCUUGACUGAUGUCUUGAGAUGUUGCUUCAAUAUAUCUACAUAAUUUUUCUUCAUGAUAUAUUUUGUGAAGUGCACCAGUCCCUCUUGCAGCAAAGCACCCCCACAACAUGAUGCUGCCACUGCUACCCUUGUGCUUCACGGUUGGGAUGGUGUUCUUCGGCUUGCAAGCAUCCCCCUUUUUCCUCCAAACAUAACGAUGGUCAUUAUGGCCAAACAGUUCCAUUUUUCUUUAAUCAGACCAGAGAACAUUUCUCCAAAAAGUACGAUCUUUGUCCCCAUGUGCAGUUGCAAACCGUAGUCUGGCUUUUAUAAUGGCGGUUUUGGAGCAGUGCCUUCUUCCUUGCUGUGCGGCCUUUCAGGUUAUGUUGAUAUAGGACUCGUUUUACUGUGGAUAUAGAUACUUUUGUACCUGUUUUCUCCAGCAUCUUCACAAGGUCCUUUGCACUUUUCACACCAAAGUACGUACACCUCAAGGAGACAGAACGCAUCUCCUUCCGAUGCGGUCUGCGUGGUCCCAUGGUGUUUAUACUGGCAUACUAUUGUUUAUACAGAUUAACUUGUGGUACCUUCAGGCGUUUGGAAAUUACUCCCAAGGAUGAACCAGACUUGAGGAGGUCUACAAAAAAAAAUUCUGAGGUCUUGGCUGAUUUCUUUUGCUUUUCACAUGAUGUCAAGCAGAUGUACUGAGUUUGAAGGUAGGCCUUGAAAUACAUCCAUAGGUACACCUCCAUUUGACUUAAAUGAUGUCAAUUAGCCUAUCAGAAGCUUCUAAAGCCAUGACAUAAUUUUCUGGAAUUUUCCAAGCUGUUUAAAGGCACAAUCAAAUUAGUGUAUGUGAACUUCUGACCCACUGGAAUUGUGAUUCAGUGAAUUAUAAGUGAAAUAAUCUGUCUGUAAACAAUUGUUGUAAAAAUUACUUGUCAUGCACAAAGUAGAUGUCCUAACCCACUUGUCAGAACGAUGGUUUGUUGACAAGAAAUUUGUGGAGUGGUUGAAAAUAGAGUUUUAAUGACUCCAACUUAAGUGUAUGUAAACUUCCGACUUCAACUGUACACACACACAGUAGGGUUGGGCGGUAUCCAGAUUGUCAUACCUUCAUACCGACCUUGUGUCAUACCGGGAUAUUUGGUAAUAUUGGCACUGGACACAAGGGGCACUAUUUUCAAACCCCACUAAGCCUAAUCCGAAGGUUAGCAAUGCUAACAAGGACAUGUCAAGUCCCAUAGAGAAUGAUAACUAAAUGCUAAUGAGCACUUUGUGAACAUUUUAUACAGUCUCUGACCUAAACUAUUUUCAGGACAGAUAUCCCAGCUCAUAAAGUUAUAUGCUUCUCACAAUUUGCUACAUGCACAAAACAAACACUAUAAAGCAAGGCUCUUGAUCCAGGAUGGGAUUCUCUACUGUUACUGGCAAGUUACUGGCAAAUAGUUAUAAGAUAUCUAGCUGGCAAACAUUUAGUUGUGAAUUUAAUACUUUAACUAGAUGGCGUGUGCUGCACAAUAGUGAGUGACUCACAAGUUUUCGGUCAUUGUGUGCUUGUAAACAAACACCACGUGUCCAGUAAGCUUCAUAAUGAAUAAUUAUGUAACAGGUGAAAUGAAGAAUUUAGACUGUAUUGAAAAACCAUCCCGUGGCUAUUUCCAAAUACCCCAGUAUACGGUAUACUGCCCAAGCCUAACACACACCAACGAGAUGCAUGGAAAAAACAUCACCUAGUUCGAGACAGCCACACGCUCACUAUGGCCUGGAUCUGAAGAAUCGUUGUUAAAUCAUGUAACUGGGAUCAUUGGUCCCCAAGAAGUGGCUGGUAUCAGGGGUUUAUCUUGUCUGCCCUGGAUGUAGACAUGUUUCAGUCACAUAGAACUGGGUUGCCUUUAACGCCAGAAAAAAUAACAUGUUACCGUCCAUUAAAUGUGAUGCAAUGUGGUGAUCGAUCAUAAAUAUGUCAUAGACUUCCAUGGUUUCAGUCGUAAUGUUAUUUUUUUUAAGCUGUUGUGCUUUGUCAUAUGUUAUAUAUCAUGUUACUUUAACCCUUUACACUCAUACACGUAUACGGGUUGAAAAUAGCAGAGUUGGGCACUGAUAAACGCCUAAAUUGGAAUGCAGUGGCUGUAAAGUAACAUGCUAGACAUAACAUCAGAGCUCUGGCUCUGUGCUUGACAGUGCUGUAUGGGUUUCGACUGACAGCCAUUCUGAACUUGAGCACCUCCCUCGACAAGAAGUUGCCCCCAUCCCUCGUGCUAAUUGGGCAACCUUUGCACAUUUUUGUUGUCUGAGUGAGGGAAAUUCUGUAAAUGAAGAGGACUCGAUGUAUUUUGAAAGAUGGAUUAUAAUAAAUACAGCUUUGAUGUCAUACAAGCAAGCCAAACACCCAUGAAUCCAAAUGUGCACUUCGCAUUUCCAUAGGAUAAAACUCAUGUCAUAUACAGUGUUAACGUUUAGGAUCAAGAUGUUUGAUGUACAGUUACAAGAUGUUCUGAACAGAAUAAACCUAUGUUUUGUCUAUUGUGUAGAAAAUGUCGCAGCACACGAACUCAUGACUCCUUUCGAUGCGCACCAAAAUGACGAUCUGUUUCCCUGAAUUCCAUUGUAAAACCCUAACACUGUAAUGUUGUAUUUUAUAACUUUUCUAGUCAUGUUGGUAAUAGAAUAAGCUUUCAAAUGAUGCCCACCUGACCCAGAUUGCAAUUUAUAAUGAACUGUUUUUGGAUUGCAUUAACAACGACCGUAAUUGUGUGAGGGAGGGGAUGCGGGCUUGCGUUCCAACCUAAACAACUACAAAUGUGCUCGCUUUAGUUCCUGAACGGCACAGCUAGGAGAGCUCACAUAGCACCUUUAUAGUUGAAGACUCUUAUUUGAGUAAUAAAAGUGCAUUGAAAUGACUUAGGAACUGUGCACACUUUGGAGAGGUGUGUAGCCACUCAAACCGUUGUCAUUGUUUUGUCUUAUGUUGCACCUACCCCACAAUUUCCAGGAAUAUUCUUAUCAUGUUACUGAAUGUAUCCAGAGUGUUUUCAGAUUUCGUUCUCAACGAAUGCAGCUAAAAGUAAAAUGCUCAUAUAAUCGAGUGUAAUGUUUGGUUUCGGUCUUGUGUCAGAUGAACUGUUGUCCUCACCUUGGGUCAACUAAUUUCCCAUAAUCUUCAAACUGUUCCCUUUCACUUGCUACCAUUUUGCUAUGCAUUUCAUAUUUCUUCUGUAAGAAACAUUUCAAUUGAGCCCUAUCCAUCUAGGCCAAUUCCCAUGAGUGUAAAGGGUUAAGUUUUUUGUGUGUGUAGGGGUGUAUGUGAGUGAGACUUAAUGCAGUCUCUCCAUGAUAGCUUUGACCAGUUUCCCUGAAGCUGCCAUAUACUGUACUGUAUCACAACUUACUGUAACACUGACAAAGAAAUCGACCUAACAUCUGAACUAACAGAUAGUGGCGGAUCAAGACAACAGCCAUUAUAUUAGCCUUAUGACCAGAUAUGACCUAGUAGUGUAUGUGUUAUGGACAAUGACAUUCUAAGAAUCUCAACCAAGAGUCAAAUGUUUUACAUGUGUUUGAUCCAUUGUCAGACUGUUUUACGUAGUGAAACAGUUAUGUCAGGAAUAAUGCCAUUAUAACAGCAUUAUAAAGGCAGCCUGUGACUGCCACCAUUAAAAAUGUAGUUCUCAACUGAGCUGCCAUUUAAUACUCAAAAUGAGAGUUUUUUGACAUGCUGAAAGAGUAUAAACAAGUAACAGGACUCAUCCACCUUUUAUACUGACUAUAAACUGAGUUUGCAUACAUGGGCCAGGAUUCAAUCCAAGGCGUGUUCAAGAGCAGCGUAAUGUAACAGACUUUUAAAGAUAAUGCAUGCUUUAUCUGACAUGUACAGUGUUAACCAUGAUUGCGAUCUCUGUGAACAUCGGGGAGAUGCCUUUAAAAGGUGCAUUGUCGACUGUUUAGUCCACAGCUCUGUAAUUCACCUUGGAUUGAAUCCCUGCUAUAGUCUUCUGACAUUUCGUUUGGCACAGGGUCCAUCUUUAUUCUGCCAGAAAAACGAUAACCCUACUUUGGGUCCACAAAAUGCUCCACUAAAGCAAAAAUAUAUAUGUAGGCCUUCCUUGUGAAGGAUUAACAUAGAGUAGUUACUUACUUCUGCAAUAUGGGCCAAUGUUUGCCUAAACAGACACACAUUCAAUCAAUUUACAGUUGGCCAAUUAAGACAACAUAUGUGCUAUUCGAUCACUAGUGCUGUACUGCAGAUGAUACACUAAAGUGUUUAGGUAGGCUUACAGAUGUUUGUUGCAGAAGGAAGAGUAUUGUGUUUCUACACACAUUUAGCAUUUGUUAGAAUCUGAGGUUAUGCUAAUGGAGAAGUGCUGUAUGUAAAUGUGUUUUAAAUUCCCUCAUGUUUUUUUUUAUGUUCAACUGUGGGUCGUUUCAGGUUGUGGCAACCCUGUCUAUGGCUAAACACCUAUCGCUUUUUUUGAUACAGUUUCAUUCUUCUUUUGCGAACAGAAUAUAAACUGAUAGGAGAUCCUAGCCCAUUAGGGAACUUUACUGCUUCUCAAAUGGCACCCUAUUCCCUAAAUAUAGUGCACUACUUUAGUCAAAAGAAGUGCACUAUAGGGAAUGGGGAUCCAUUUGGGACACACCCCUUGUUUAAACGCCCAGUUCAGAACAGCACCAAGAGACACUAAGAAGGACAUGGACUCCUCCCUCCCUUCCUGCCUAUGUACUUGAUUAUGUCCUCAUAAGUACACUGAACAAAAAUAUAAACGCAACAUGUAAAGGGUUGUUUUCAUGAGCUGAAAUAAAAGAUCCUGAAAUGUGCCAUACGCACAAACGCAUACGCAUACUCAAAUAUGUUUACAUCCCUGUUAGUGAGCAUUUCUCCUAUGCCAAGAUAAUCCAUCCACCUGACAAUUGUGGCAUAUCAAGAAGAUUAUUAAACAGCAUGAUCAUUACACAGGUGCACCUUGUACUGGAGACAAUAAAAAUACACUCCUAAAUGUGCAGUUUUGUCCCACAACACAAUGCCACAGAUGUCUUAAGUUUUGAGGGAGCAUACUAUUGGCAUGCUGACUGCAGGAAUGUCCACCAGAGCUGUUGAUCAACUUAACUUAAUUUAAUGUUAAUUUCUCUACCAUAGGCAAUGUUGUUUUAGAGAAUUUGUCAGUACGUCCAACCGGACUCACAACCGCAGACCACGUGUAUGGUGUCAUGUGGGUGAGCGGUUUGCUGAUGUCAACAGAGUGCCCCAUGGUGGGAUUAUGAUAUGGGCAGGCAUAAGCUACGGACAAAAAACACAAUUGCAUUUUAUCAAUGGCAAUUUGAAUGCACAGAGAUAAUGUGACGAGAUCCUGAGGCCCAUUGUCACCGCCAUCACCUCAUGUUUCAGGAUGAUAAUGCACAGCCCCAUGUCACAAGGAUCUGUACAUGUACCAUAGUUCCUGAAAGCGUCCCAGUUCUUCCGUUGCCUGCAUACUCAUCAGACAUGUCACCCAAUGUGCAUGUUUGGGAUGCUCUGGAUCAACAUGUACAACAUCGUAUUCUAGUUCCUGCCUAUAUCCAGCAACUUUGCACAGCCGUUUUUUCUAACUGUUAUUUAACUAGGCAAGUCCGUUAAGAACAAAUUCUUAUUUUCAAUGACAGCCUAGGAACAGUUAACUGUUCAGGGGCAGAACAGCAUAUUUUUACCUUGUCAGCUCUGGGAUUCGAUCUUGCAACCUUUUCGGUUACUAGUCCAACACUCUAACCACUAGGCUAUCUGCCAUCCCAUUGAAGAUGAGUGGAACAACAUUCCACAGGCUACAAUCAACAGCCUGAUCAACUCUCUGUGAAGGAGAUGUGUCAUGCUACAUGAGGCAAAUGGUGGUCACACCAGAUAUAGACUGAUUUACUGAUCCAUGUCCCUACCUUUCUUUAAAGGUGACCAACAGAUGCAUAUCUGUUUACACAGUAAUGUGAAAUCCAUAGAUUAGGGCCUAAUGAAUUAUUUUCAAUAUACUGAUUUCCUUAUAUGAACUGUAACUCAGUAAAAUAUUUGAAAUGGUUGCUUGUUGCAUUUUAUAUAUUUGUUCAGUAUAGGUCCAUCCACUUCAACUUCAUAACUCCCCAGAAACUCCUUCAGGGAUAAGACAUCCGUGUGCUUCCAAACUCUGAGCUUUCAGAAGCAAGUGAUCUUUCAAAACGGACAUGAAUUUGACCUUUUUCUAGUUGAAAAUGAUUCAUAAUCCCACUUUGAACCUUGCCUUUCCUUUAGCUCUCUCCUCUCCCCCUUCUGAGUUAAAACAAAUAACUACUCUGUUAUACUAUGAAAAUGGAGAUCUGACUGUUACUGUAUAGACAGUCCUCUGUGAGAACAGAUAGAUUUCAGUUGAAGAGGUAGUCUUCCAGAAUAUCUGCUACCGUUCCACCCUUUCAAGACCGUCUGGUUUAUGUCAAAAUGAAAACAAGGGUUUGACAUGAAGGCCAUUCGCUUUACAAUCAUCUCAUAAAACAUCCCGUGUUCUACAUUGCGGACAAUCCCCCCAAAACAUGGGUCAUGCCCCGGUCAGGAGUCUUAGCAACACCAUGUACAAUAACCAUGCCAAUGCUGACUAGUAUGGAGUGGCGUGGCGAUGUCGUGGAAUCUUUACUUCGUACGUUUGCUUUAUGGACUCGCUAUUUAUCUCUAUCUGUUGUAUUUAUGUACUUAUUUAUUUUUUAGGUCAAAUCAUACUGAAAUGACAUUUUUGUUUCUGUUGAGUCAUUGACGUUAUUGCUGUUUUUAUUCUGAUACCCGUUAUUUUUGUACUAUACUCUUUAUUUUAUUCUAUUGAGUGAAAGGUUGUUAUUUUCAUCAGAGGCCUGUCUUUUGUUCUGUUGUCUGGGGUAUUCUCAUUUUAUUACUCAUGUAUUUGUAAAUAGUAUUUCAAGGUGUUAUGUACAUAGAAUUACCACCAGAUCUCAAAUGAAGCCAUAAACCGUAAUGUAUUUUAUCAAGGCAGUAAAAACACAAUGAUGAUGAUUAUGUUCAUUUUGUCUCUAAACAAAUGCAAGAACCCAACAAAUAAAAAAUCUCUCUGA